Messenger RNA from Mytilus trossulus (common blue mussel), 2136 nucleotides. RefSeq lists its product as uncharacterized. The annotation marks the transcript as partial. The record is from RefSeq and is a predicted model, not a curated record. Lineage: Eukaryota; Metazoa; Mollusca; Bivalvia; Mytilida; Mytilidae. Gene Ontology annotation, molecular function: GTP binding. The transcript has 3 exons.
UAUUUUUAUAUUUUUCGUUUAUUUUUUAUAGAAUGGUCUUGUCCUAAAUGUACCUUCGUCAAUCAGCCAGCUCAUAAACGAUGUCAAAUUUGUAAUUCUAAAAAUGUGCCACGAACAGCAGUAGGACAUUCUAAGCCUGUGAUAAAAGAGUGGUCUGGCACUAGAUGUUCAUCACCCAACCAUUCUAACUCGAAGAAAUGUCGGUCAUGUCGAUUUUCUUCUCAAUGUGAAGAUGAAGAUGAAAAAUCAUCAUUGAAAAGUCAUAAAUCUUCAUCUAGUGAAGCUAAUGAUGCAUUUACGACAGUAUCAAAAAUAGUCAGUACAUUGGACAUAACAGCCAACACGAUUAAAGAUGUUACCGAACACGUAAAUAGUACAGUUGACAAGACAGUCAAUACGUUGAAAGAUACCACUGAUAAAGUAGUUCGAACAGUUGGCGAUGCUACUAACACGUUUACAGAUGUUACGGAUAAAGUAGUAUGUUCAGCCGAAAAAGCAGCUAACACGUUUACAGAUGUUACCGAUAAAGUAGUCCGUUCAGCCGAAAUAGCAGCUAACGCGUUAACAGAUGUUGCCGAUAGAGUAGUCCGUUCAGCCGAAAUAGCAACCAACACGUUAACAGAUGUUACGGAUAAAGUAGUCGGUUUAAUUGACGAUGCAACCAGUGAAACAACAGAUAUAACAUAUACAAAUGAAACAGCCUUUAAAGCGGACAACAUAGAUAAGGUGGCUAAACAAAUAUGUAGUGCUAAUGACGUUGAGGCAUCUUAUAAACACAGAAAUUAUGAGACACAUACCACAAGGAAUAAAACAAACGAUGCAAAUUUUGAAGAAGUGGAUACAGUUUCCAGCCAAGAUGUUGAAAUAACAGAUGUAGCAAAUGGAGUAACAAAAAGAAGUGAUAAAGAUGUCACUAGUGUUGACAAUAAAUUUGAAGAAGAUGGGGAAAUUCGUAUCGUACUCAUUGGUCGAACAGGGACUGGAAAAAGUGCAACUGGAAACACUCUCUUAGGGUUUGAUCAGUUCCGAUCACUGCCCUCGGGGUCCUCGGUUACCGACAAAUGUAAACCAGGAGAAUCUAUUAGAAACGAAAAGAAAGUUGUAGUAGUUGAUACACCCGGUUUAUUUGACACGGAGGUGACGAAUGAAACUGUUACCAAGGAGAUAAUCAAAUGUAUCGGAAUGACAUCACCAGGACCGCAUGCUGUUGUUCUUGUUGUGAGUGUCGGUCGAUUUACAAAAGAAGAACAAGAUACUGUCAAGCAUUUUGUUAACCAUUUCGGGAAUGGUGUUUUCAAAUAUAUGAUCGUUCUUUUCACUCGAAAGGAUGACCUGACAAAAAUGAAACAGUCAAUACAUCAGUAUGUGGAAACAGUCCCAAAAGAACUUAAAACUAUCCUUCAACAAUGCGGUAAUAGGUAUAUUUCUUUUAACAAUGAUGCAACUGGACAACCAAAGAGAGAGCAAGUUAAUGAUUUUUUUGAAAUGGUCGAAUCGAUGUGUAAUGAGAAUGGCCACUCCUGUUAUACGAAUGAAAUGUAUCAAGAAGCUGAAAUCACAUUGCAGAGAAGGAUGCAGAUUGAAAGGGAAAAAUUGAAAAAGCAGAAGAAACUAGAGAUCGAAGAUGCCAGAAAUGAAGUAGAAAGUAAAUACCUGGAAUCGCUUGAACAAGAAAUGAAUGAAAAAAGUGAACUUGAAGAUGCCUUGGUUUCUCGAAAAAUGGCUUCCGACCUGGAAAAAGCCGAACUGCAGAAUAAACUCGAUGAAUCAAAGAAGAAAAUGAAAAGAAAACUAGAAAUGAAAGAAAAAGAAUUACAGGAAGAAAUGAAAAAGAAGGAAGAUGAAUUCAAUAAAAAGAUGUCUUUGGAUGGAUUAAGAGCUAACGAAAGAAAUAACGUAGAAAAGGAAAGCGGAGAUACAUUAACUGAUUUAGUUGGCGGAUUAAAAAAAAUAGCAACGGGUUUCGCUAAAAUAUUAAAAAUCAAUUGGUGAAUUGUGUAAAACAGUUUUCGACAAAUUAACGUUAUCUAAAAACAAUAAAAUCUGAAUUCCAAAAACGAUUUGUAUAAACUUGUUCUUUUGAAGCUUCUUUUGUACCAAACAUGUACAAAUUUUAAUAAAGAUAUUACGCUGUUU